UUAUGGGAUAAAUUGAUUCAUAAAAAGAUUCUUUUUCUUCUUCCACACACAGUUAGGUGAAAGAAGUGAGUAUUAGCAACUGUAUUGAAAUAGGCUAUUCACAAUAAUAUGCAACAACUACAAGAAUGUCACAAAAUUACAAAAGCUUCAAGUGGACAAGCCGUUGCACUUUCUUGCUAUGGUCCUGAAGACCUGAAUCUGUGCAAAACUUUGCCCAGAAAAGUAGUAAUGAUAAUUGAGCCAACACCUUUUACUCACAUUUCAGGAUACUCCAACCGUUUUCGAGAAACUUUGAAAUAUCUAAAACAAGCAGGAGAUGAAGUGCUUAUUAUUGUCCCCGACAACUCUUUCGAUGCACCUCAAGAAAUUUAUGGAUUUCCUAUCAUCUCUAUUCGAGGCUUUCGUUUCUUUUUGUAUCCCAAAAUAACUUUAUCUUUUGGUUUGUUUGGAGGAAUAUUUUCAGCGCUUCGACGCUUUAGACCAGACAUUGUGCACGUUUCCACUCCGGGGUUUAUUUCCUUUGCAGUAUUGUUUUAUGUUUGGUUACUCCGAAUUCCGCUGCUUUUUUCUUAUCAUACACACCUUCCAGUUUAUGCACGUACUUAUGGUUUGGGACUUUUAGAACGAUUCUCUUGGAGACUGAUUUCCUUUGUACAUAACAAGGCCGACCUAUCUAUUACAGUAUCUCCUCAACUUUGUCAAGAACUGGCUGACCACGGAAUAAAGCAUAUUGACUGUUGGAGAAAGGCAGUUGAUACCGAAACUUUUCAUCCGCACUUUCGAAAUGAAGCUAUGAGACUUCGUUUAACGGAUGACCAUCCAGACUGUGUAUUACUGAUUUAUGUGGGAAGAUUGGGUGCUGAAAAGAAUUUAACUUGUCUCAGAACUGUGAUAGAAACUAUUCCUAAUGUUCGUUUAGCGCUGAUUGGAGAUGGACCUUUUGCAAAGUAUUUGAGAAAAUAUUUUGCUGGUACGCGUACGCAUUUUACUGGACAACUCAGAGGAAAGGAGCUAUCGGAAGCUUUUGCUUGUGGUGAUGUAUUUGUGAUGCCUUCAGAGUCGGAAACGAUGGGAUUUGUAGUCAUGGAAGCAAUGGCAAGUGGAGUUCCAGUUGUAGGUGCAGCAGCCGGAGGUAUUCCUCAUCUCAUUCAACAUCAAGUGACAGGUUAUUUAUAUAAUCCUGGUAAUAUAGACCAAUUGAUUGGUUUAGUGAAACAGUUGGUGGAUAAUCCUUGGUUACGAAAGGACAUGUCGAUUCAAGCCAGAAAAGAGACUGAGAGAUGGGAUUGGUAUUCUGCUACAGCCGUUUUAAGAAAUGUACAAUAUGCUCAAGCCAUUGAAAACUUUCAACAAAGCAAAAGAAGAAGAAUAUGGAAUAAGAUACAAAAGAUAUUAUUUUGGUGGAGAAGAUAGUUGAGAGUAUACUUGAAAAUAUUU
Messenger RNA from Galdieria sulphuraria, 1437 nucleotides. RefSeq names its product UDP-sulfoquinovose:DAG sulfoquinovosyltransferase. Gene Ontology annotation, molecular function: glycosyltransferase activity. Lineage: Eukaryota; Rhodophyta; Bangiophyceae; Galdieriales; Galdieriaceae. The transcript is spliced from 2 exons. The record is from RefSeq and is a predicted model, not a curated record. Bases 109 to 1413 code for a protein of 434 amino acids.